CGACGCGUGACGGCUUUACAAUUGUUGCGCCGGUAUUUAUUAAAGACGAAUUUAAAUAUAUAUAACUCUUGAUACGGAGAAUAGCGCACCGCGCGGAACAAACACUACAUUUUUUGAUGCAUCGUCAAUAACCAUUCUUCGUCGCGGCAGUUUGGUCAACCGCGUAGGCAGUUGUUGGACAUCAUGGCCUCAUCAACCCAGCAUGCGCCAGAUACUGGCGCUCUUCCGAUUGACCCGAAUCUGGCAUCCGGCUCUCAAAAUGAUGAGGACGAGUGGGAAUACGAGUACUCCACUACCGAGACAGAGACAUAUUAUCUAACAAUCGAUUUAUCGCACGACGGGCUGAAGAAACCACCGACGAAAAUGAUGCCACAUAGCCGCAGCGGAUACUUUAAGCAUUGGCAAGACCAGCAUACACUAGAUGGAGAUGCAUCCUCAGCCAAGCAAGCACACAACCAAGACGACCAGGAUGGCGAUGGCGGGGAUAACGAUGACGACGAAAACGAACCCGAUGCCGAAGUUGAAAGUCGUCAGGAAGGCGGCAAUGACGACGACAUGCUACUGGACCCAGCGCUUCGCAGCGAAACCGCAGCCAUGGAGAAAGAGGCGACAGCUGAGGCGCGGCGUAAAGCCAAGGGCAAAGCACCGGCUGUUCCCAGAGCAAGCACCGUACAAAUCGAGUCUGAUGAAGAAGGGCGCACCGAUGCGUCAAAAAAGGAACAGCAGACAGGGUCGAACACCAUACAAAUACUCGAGCUCGAGUCUGACCGUCCGAUAAUAUCUUACAAAGGUCGGGUAUUCGAGGCUGAGUGGGCGGAAGUGAUUGGGACUGAGAUGCUUUUUGUCGCUCAUUCUGAGAAACAGCCACUGCCGGCACUCAGAAACCUCGCUGGAGAUAUUGAUCUUUUGGCAGCAAGUAGUGCUCGACUGAUAACCAAGGAGAAGAUAGUCAAGCCGCGGCAACCAGUGCAUGAUGACCUUGCGCAGGCAAGGGAAGGAUACGGUAUCCAUAUUCCUGUUGGCAAAGAUCAAUCGGGAGAGCGCACAGCGCAAGCUCGCUUUUUGGAAAACCUAAUGGCUCUGAAAAAGCUGCGCGGUGAAACGGACGAUGUGACCGUGUAUGCACAGCCCGGCGAAGGCAAGGAUUUUGACGACACCAGACCACCAGACUCACGCCCACGCCGUCGAAAGCCCCCUGCUAGUAGUGAUGGCGGCCGAAGAGGUAGAGUAGUGUCACGGACGACAGUUCGUGGCCGUGUUGCUGCUCGAGGAGGGAGCCGCGCUGCGUCGACACCAACGCCCUCUCACUGGGAAGACUUGGCCACCCCUGAUAACAAUGACAGUGGUGAUGACGAUGAGGACGAGGAAGAAGAAGAUGAUGACGACGACGAUGUUUUAAUGGAGGAUUAAACAUGUGAUACCCGGUGCCUUGAGCGCCUAUUUUACGAUGUAAUGAACUUUUCCUUUCUAUAACCGUUACUACGAUGCAAUACAGCACCAGCAUCUGCUUAUGAAGUUGACUUCUGAAUCUCGUCGCGAAUCGCCUGCAGAGUUCUUUUUUGCUGGCCUUCGGCGUCAAAGUUGCUCUCCUCCAACCAAGUGUCAAAAGCCUGCUUAACAACUGGCCAUUCAUCAUCGGUGAUGCUGAACCAGGCUGUGUCACGAAGACGACCCUGCACAAUCAUGUGUUUGCUGCCGAAUUAUUAGCUUCCGUGUUAUUAUCAAUGACCUUCUGUGCUUACCGGAAUAUGCCCUCAUAGACGAAGCCCAGGCGCUUUGCAGACGACAAGCUGGGAGCAUUGAGUGCAUUGGCUUUCCACUCCACGCGGUGAUAAUGUAGAUCUUCAAAGGCGUGCUUGAUGAAGAGGUAGAAAGCCUCCGUGGCCAUUCUUGUCCUCUUCAGGCGAUCUCCGAGGUUGACCGAGCCAAUCUCAAUUCGCCUCUGAGGCGCCGAGAUGUUUAGGAAUGAGAAGACGCCGACAGGCUCGGGGUUUGCGCUCGUCUCCGCCUCGGGAGCCGAGAGGAUGGCAUAUGCAUAGGGAUCAGUUGAGCCUGCCAGAUCCGUGGUGAACUCUUGGUACUCCUCGAGAGUAUCAAAGCCGCCACGAAGCAUAUAUGUCCAUCGCCAAGCGUUCUCUUGGCCUCCGAGAGAUUUGUAGAGGGCCGGGGCGUGGCCUGUGGCUAGCUUCACCACGGAUGUGUAUUUGCCAUGAAGAGAGGCGCCGGCCGGAGGUACAGCGUCGACUUUGGACGCUAGAGGACCAACUGGGAGAUCUGGGACAGUCAUAUUGGGUGAAGCUGCAAGAAUUUGAGAAUGUUAAAUAUUUUUUUCGGGGGAAUCGUGGUUAUGUACAGGUAAGCUUCUGGCCGUUAAGGCUCCGAGCUUCGCUGUCGUCAACGGGCGUGCCCCACUUCCCGCUCCGUAUGACCACCGGCCCGGGACAGCGCGGGUAGCGAAGGGCGUCUCAACAACAUGGCUAUGUAGGCUGUGCUGUUCUGGACAUAUUGGAUUUAUUUGAGGUUUAGUCUACAGUAUUUGGCCAGUACCCCAGUCGACCUUGAGGGUUCUAUGUGUUAAGUAACAUCUUACUUUGCCGCGUCUGGGAUGUCGCCUGUGUGACUGAUAUCCUCCCUCGGUGACAUUUCGCUCGUCGCCCGAAUAGUCUCAUUCCGCUCUCGGUCUACCGCCUUCAGGUCGAUGUCUUCAAUGAAGAGAGAUGCCAAGAAUGAGGCAGCCAUGAAGCCUAGGGUGAUAGUAAGAAGAACACGCAUGACGUCAGUGUAGCUCUGAUUUAUAGCGUCUCGCUCAGGGCUUCCAACUGGAAAAGAGCUGGCCAUGACAAAGGAAUUCUGUAUAGCGGUGGCACGGCCUUGCGCUGCGGCAGAGUACACAACAGUUAGAGUCAGAUAGAGGCAGUCGUAUCAGCAGCAGCUUACCUUGAUGCUUGCCAACAGCCUGUACUGUUGUCUGCACAAUCACGGAUAUCAGUCCUGAACUUCCUCCUUGCACUAUCUGUGCAAUCAAUAUCUGAGCCACUGUAGCAUCCGAGUUGGCAUAUCGCAUGAUCAAACCACCUCCGAUUAACUUGAUCGAAGUGCCAGCAAUGACUAUCCACUUUGGGCGACCAGUCUUUUUCAACAGGAAGGCUACUGCCAUACCACAUACUGCAGUAGAAACGCUCCCAGAUAUAACGAUGUUGGUAGCCGCCGCCGGUGACAAGUUGUUGGCCACAAUUAGAAACGAGUAAAAGUAUACACUCCAGCAAGUUCCACUACAGAAGAAGAGUGCCUCAGCCAGGCAACCCGCGGCCACGGUUCUACUCUUUGCCAAGUGUAGACUUAGAAUAGGGUAUGUAGCAACACGCAGCUCGUAAGCAAUGAAGCCGAUAAAUGAAACACCUCCAAUGAUCAUCAUGGCAAUCGUUUGGGGAGAUGACCACUCGCCCUUAAAGCGAGCGUUGAUUGUUAGAGGGAAUAAGAGAAAAAUCAAUCCAACAAGAAAUAAGAAGAGGCCGAAGAUGUCAGCCUCAGAGGCCAUAGUAGCAAGUGUUUUCUUCGUCGUGUUGCGCUUGACGGAGUUAGUUUGGACUUGUGACCAGACAAGAAGACCAAUAAGCGGGCUGGC
[Torrubiella] hemipterigena is the source of this 3625-nucleotide messenger RNA. Lineage: Eukaryota; Fungi; Ascomycota; Sordariomycetes; Hypocreales; Clavicipitaceae. The record is from the annotation of a GenBank genome assembly.